AGCAGAAAGGAUAUCUUUAAUCUUUAUUGCAAUGCACAACAUGAUAAAGUUACAAAAUUAAGUGAUACGAAGAGAAGAUACCAGUACGUACAAGUGAUGAUAUCAACGAAACUGCUGCUACAAAGCCUACCAGUAGAUCAAGCGGAGAAAAAUGAAUCGGAUGAAAGGGAAGGUGGUAGAAGAAGCGAGCGGAGCAAGAGCGAUAUCACCUCGCCGCGUCGCGUCGCGUGGUGUCGCGUCACCACGCGUCGUGAUUUCAAACGGCGGACCGGCGCGCGGCGCGGCGCGGCGCUUCUCCGACAUGCAGUCCGACGUGGCGGACGCGGCGUCGUGCCGCGCGCAUGGGAGCCUGUUACUAACCGCGCUAUUCGAUUCGAGCGCGUCGCUGUGACGUCAACGCCGGUAACCGGCGGCAAUUGGGCGAGCCGUGGCCGCGGUGUGGUCGCGCGCGGCGGCGGCAUUCAGCGGCAUUCCGGCCGCGACGGUACGCCGGAGACUUUGCUUGGAGCUGUUUCGACGCCGCUCACCGCUGUCUGCUUGUGACAGUCGAUCGCUGAC
Messenger RNA from Trachymyrmex cornetzi, 558 nucleotides. RefSeq lists its product as uncharacterized. The coding region runs from base 97 to 543 and encodes 148 amino acids. NCBI's taxonomy places the organism in Eukaryota, Metazoa, Arthropoda, Insecta, Hymenoptera, Formicidae. The transcript is spliced from 2 exons. The record is from RefSeq and is a predicted model, not a curated record.